Molecule: messenger RNA, 1107 nt
Organism: Hevea brasiliensis (rubber tree)
Lineage: Eukaryota; Viridiplantae; Streptophyta; Magnoliopsida; Malpighiales; Euphorbiaceae
Product: AP2/ERF and B3 domain-containing transcription factor At1g50680-like
Exons: 1
Coding region: 1-1107 (368 amino acids)
Biological process (GO): regulation of DNA-templated transcription
Molecular function (GO): DNA-binding transcription factor activity; DNA binding
Source: RefSeq, a predicted model, not a curated record
AUGGAUCAAGACGAUGCAUCAUCAAGCAUGCUUUCUAAUGCCAAGAUCAAUCCUACAACUGCAGAAACUUCAGAUUCAUCCGACAGCCAUUAUCCUCAGUUUCGUGCAGCCAAACGUCCGAGACUAGAGAUUAACAACACCAUUACUGCGGCCAAAUUCAAAGGAGUGGUGCCCCAGCAAAAUGGACAUUGGGGUGCACAGAUAUAUGCAAACCAUCAGAGAAUCUGGCUAGGAACCUUUAGGUCUGAGAAAGAAGCAGCUAUGGCGUAUGAUAGCGCAGCAAUCAAGAUUCGAAGUGGAGAUUCGCAUAGAAAUUUUCCAUGGACUGAAAGGAACAUUCAAGAGCCUAAUUUCCAAUCCCAAUACAGCACAGAAGCUAUAUUGAACAUGAUCAAAGAUGGAUCUUACCAACCAAAAUUUGCUGAUUUUCUUAGGACACAAUCCAGAAGACAAGAAGCUGCUGCUGGCAAAAGUCUUAAUAAUAAUAGUAAUCAAACCAGGGCUUAUGGUGGUGAUGGGCAAUUUUCUUGCAUACAGCUUUUUCAGAAGGAACUUACACCUAGCGAUGUAGGUAAGCUUAACAGGCUUGUUAUCCCCAAGAAAUUUGCCACUAAGUACUUCCCUUAUAUCAGUGGAAAAAUGGAAGAUGAUCAUGAUGAUGAUCAUGGAUUAGGGGAUGGGAUAGAUGAUAUAGAACUUGUAUUUUAUGACAGGCUAAUGAAGUGCUGGAAGUUUAGGUAUUGCUAUUGGAGAAGCAGCCAAAGUUUUGUGUUCACAAGGGGUUGGAAUAGGUUUGUGAAGGAGAAAAAUUUGAAGGAAAAAGACAUUGUCACUUUCUAUGCAUGUGUUUGCCCUGAAAGGGUUCAAGAAGGGCAGCACUUUUCCUUAAUUGACAUUAGUUACAGCAAUGGCCAAAGCUGUAGCGUGGUUGAUGGGCCUUACCAGAUUGAGGACAUGCAAGAAGAAUUGGAGCUCAAUUUGGGACAAACUAUUAGAAAUAAAUUGCAGAAAGAUCAUCAUCAAGGGAAAGAGAAUAGAUUCAGAGGAUCGGAAUUCAAUAACGCCAAGGAAAAAGGGUUGAGGCUUUUUGGAGUGCAGAUCAACUGA